AUGGUUUGGCCGCGUCGAGACCGGGACAAAACAGCAAUAUAUCAAAUUGGAUACUCGCAGUUCUUCAAUGCAUAUACCAUUCAAUGCGAUAAGGCUGGAUUCAUUUGGGGAAGCCGUGGGCCGCCGAUGACGCGAGCGCGUCGGAAAGACCUCAACAGGCUUACGCAUGCAGUUAACUAUGUCCUACAAUACAAAAUUGCCGUGCAGAAUGUUCAGUAUACCACUGGAUCUGAUCGACCUCAAUUUGGCGGCCUGGGAAUGAUAACAGCAAUCGAAUAUGUGGACGUGGACGUCGGAUACAACAGGCAUAGGUUUUGUCGUGAAGGAGUGAGGGAGCUGGAUUUCAGGAACCCCAAUACCUGGUUCUUCCAUCUCAAUAUUGGUAAAAGACAAGAUCCCGAGGUUUUGGAAGGAAAGAACGAUGAAGAAAUCGCCAAUAUGGCCAUUGAGGAACUCAACAAAUAUGGCGAUGAUGUAGACGCGCAGCGUCCAUUAUGGAUGACAAAAGCAUUUCAUCCCACGCCUGCAGGAAUGCUGAGAACGAAAGAAGUCAUCUUAUAUCCAAAGUUGCACGCCCGUGCGGCGCACAGAGGUCUGCCGGCGUCACCUAUUAAAAUAAUGGUUGUCGGGGAUUACGUGCCGUUCGGAUCCCAGGACCCGAACUCGGACGUCUAUCAGGGGUUCAUGCGACAUCUUUCGGCCCUGUUGAGCGACCGCGGCCUUUAUGGCGUUCCUUGGGGUGCACCUGUACCCAGAGCCGACUUCAUCGGCUCUCAACGACCGAACCACAACGGCGCCUAUGCGCACGAAUGCUACCAGCAAGUCACUGUCAACGGACUUCAUAGGAGACUGCGCGAGUCUCAGGCCCUGGGUGUGCGAGAUAAAGUCGUCUUGAUUAUGGCCGGUACGACAGACUUGUUUUACGGUCGCGAUUUGGUUGACGUCGUCCGUCGUUUGACCGUCAUCAUAAUCGAUAUCCUGGAUCGGGAUCCAACCGCAUGCGUGUUGCUUGGCCAUAUUCCUAUGAUGAGGCGACUGAGAGAUGAUGGUUCGAUAUGGCGGCCUUUGAAUCAAAGAAUCGUUGAGUACAACGCAAUGUUGUCUGCUCUUGCAGACCAACUGUUCACUCAAGGUUGGAAAGUCUUGAAAGUCCACGCCUCGGCUACAACUCUCGAGCAUCUAGAUGGAGAUUUCAUACGGCCAAAUACUCGCGCAUAUAUUCGCCUUGCCUACGAUUUCCUCCAAGCGAUCGAAUUCGCUAACCUCUUAGAGUGG
Molecule: messenger RNA, 1275 nt
Organism: Trematosphaeria pertusa
Lineage: Eukaryota; Fungi; Ascomycota; Dothideomycetes; Pleosporales; Trematosphaeriaceae
Product: carbohydrate esterase family 3 protein
Exons: 1
Source: RefSeq, a predicted model, not a curated record